AUGGAACCCACGCCAGACCAAACGCUAGUUUCCCAAGCAAUUUCCGAUAUAUUUCUUCCAUUUUUCGAUCCCGAUGUCCUGCUUAAGGGGUAUUCGCAAGAAAGUGCUCAAUUAUUGACGAGAAAAAUAAGCCCUAUAUUCUGGCAGGUGACGCAGAGUCUGUCAGUUCCUGAAUGCGUUAUUCUUAUUUCUGCGAGGCAAGCGUUCACCGAUUCAAAUAUAGCGAACUGGGGCCUGCACCUGUUUGCUAUGAGCAAGGAUCGAAAUCAACAAGUAGAACAAAAAAUGGCAUAUAGGUAUAGUGUACGGGCUAGAGAGUAUCUAGACGUUGCUGCAUACGACUCACGGUUUGACAAGCUCAAGCAAAAACUUGAAGAGCAAAUCGAACGUCUAGCCAGCGAUAAAAAUUGUACAUUUAAGGUCUUUAAGGCCUUCAGAGGUCUUAUAUUUGAAGUGACGACUGACGAUGAUCUCACAAGUUAUCUCACUAAUGAAACAUGGUCGCUCUGCUUUGCAUGUAUAGAGGAGGAUGAUUUUACCCGUCCUUUGUUGCAGGCAUGGUUUAUUAGCGAGGGCGCCCAACAGUAA
Pseudogymnoascus destructans is the source of this 588-nucleotide messenger RNA. RefSeq lists its product as uncharacterized. Lineage: Eukaryota; Fungi; Ascomycota; Leotiomycetes; Thelebolales; Thelebolaceae. Bases 1 to 588 code for a protein of 195 amino acids. The transcript is spliced from 3 exons. The record is from RefSeq and is a predicted model, not a curated record.